Oncorhynchus mykiss (rainbow trout) is the source of this 3601-nucleotide messenger RNA. NCBI's taxonomy places the organism in Eukaryota, Metazoa, Chordata, Actinopteri, Salmoniformes, Salmonidae. The record is from RefSeq and is a predicted model, not a curated record.
AACUGGGGAACGUAACAAGCAUGGUACAGAUAGGGUCACAGUAGUAUGAUGUAGGAGUAGAUAGGGUCACAGUAGCAUGGAGCAGGAGUAGAUAGGGUCACAGUAGCAUGGUGCAGGAGUAGAUAGGGUCACAGUAGCAUGGAGCAGGAGUAGAUAGGGUCACAGUAGCAUGGAGCAGGAGUAGAUAGGGUCACAGCAGUAUGAUGUAGGAGUAGAUAGGGUCACAGUAGCAUGGAGAAGGAGUAGAUAGGGUCACAGUAGUAUGAUGUAGGAGUAGAUAGGGUCACAGUAGUAUGACGCAGGAGUAGAUAGGGUCACAGUAGUAUGGAGCAGGAGUAGAUAGGGUCACAGUACCAUGGAGCAGGAGUAGAUAGGGUCACAGUAGUAUGAUGUAGGACUAGAUAGGGUCACAGUAGUAUGAUGUAGGAGUAGAUAGGGUCACAGUAGUAUGAUGCAGGAGUAGAUAGGGUGACAGUAGUAUGAUGCAGGAGUAGAUAGGGUGACAGUAGUAUGAUGCAGGAGUAGAUAGGGUCACAGUAGCAUGGAGCAGGAGUAGAUAGGGUCACAGUAGCAUGGAGCAGGAGUAGAUAGGGUCACAGUAGUAUGAUGCAGGAGUAGAUAGGGUCACAGUAGCAUGGAGCAGGAGUAGAUAGGGUGACAGUAGUAUGAUGCAGGAGUAGAUUGUCCCGUUGUCCCGUUUUGCCACACAAAGUAUAAUGGAUUUAUACGAUAGUCCAGUUGGGGGUGGUAAUGCAACAUAUUGUAUGCCAACCGCCGUUAAACCCCACUGAAGAAGAAGAAGAAGAACGACGACUCACUGUUGUGCUGUCAAUAUGCUCACCUUUGUGUCCGUUUCAAAUGCAUUACUACAGGACGACUCCGAUCAAGUCUGAGGCCGUUAACAUCAACAGUGAGGAUGAACCCAACCUGCCACUCUCCUUCCACACUGAGUCCAAACCUACAGUCACUGGGUCCUGAUUGUGACAGUGGAGCCCAGUUUGCACUGCAGGAUCCAGAGAUGGCAUCAGUGAAGCUGGAAGACUACAGUCAAACACUAGAGCUGAAUGUCAACAUUAAAGAUGAAGAAGAGGAGGAGGAGAUUGGUACAUCUGUUAGUCAUGGGGACCAUGUUGAGACAUUCUCUACAUCCAUAGAGCAACAGCAGGAAGAUCAGAGAGCUAAGAGGUCUCACCACUGCCCACAUUGUGAGGAGGUUUUCCCAUUUCUAUCAGGACUAAAAAUACACCUACAAAUACACACAGGAGAGAAUCCGUAUUCCCCCUCUGACUAUGGGAAGAGAUUCACAACAUCACAUUCUCUGACAGUUCACCAGAGUGUGCACUCUGGAGAGAAGCCUUACUCCUGCUCUGACUGUGGGAAGAGUUUCUCUCGACUGAGCCAUUUAAAAAGACACCAAAGUAUACAUAAAGGAGAGAAGCCUUACUCCUGCUCUGACUGUGGGGAGAGUUUCGCUCAACUGGGGACUUUAAAAAAACACCAACGUAUUCACACAGGCGAGAAGCCUUACUUCUGUUCUGACUGUGGGAAGAAUUUCUCCCGAUUGGAUACCUUAAAAACACAUGAACGUAUACAUACAGGAGAGAAGCUUUACUCCUGCUCUCAUUGUGGCAAAUGCUUCACAACAUCAACUGAGUUAAAAGUUCAUCAGAGAACACACACAGGAGAGAAGCCUUACUCCUGCUCUGACUGUGGGGUGAGUUUCUCUCGACUGGGCCACUUAAAAACACAUGAAAGUAUACAUACAGGAGAGAAGCCUUACUACUGCUCUGACUGUGUGAAAUUCUUCACAACAUCAACUGAGCUAAAAGUUCAUCAGAGAACACACACAGGAGAGAAGCCUUACUCCUGCUCUGACUGCGGGGCGAGUUUCUCGCAACUGGGCAACUUAAAAACACAUGAACGUAUACAUACAGGAGAGAAGCCUUAUUACUGCUCUGACUGUAGAAAAUGUUUUAAAACAUCAACUGGGCUAAAAGUUCACCAGAGAACACACACAGGAGAGAAGCCUUACACCUGCUCUCACUGUGGUGUGAGUUUCUCUCGAUUGGGACACUUAAAAACACAUGAACGUAUACAUACAAGAGAGAAGCCUUAAACAUGCUCUUGACUGUGGGGUGAGUUUCUCUUGACUAGGCAACUUAAAACCCCAUAAAAGUAUACACACCUUAUUACUAGAGCUGUGGCGGCCAUGACGUUGUGUCAGCCGGUGAUUGUCAUAUAAAUAGUUACCGGUCUCAUGGUAAUUGACAGGUAAUUAACCUAAACAUGUUUAGCAUGUCUUGGCUUCCACGCAUAGCCUACAAGCCACUGAUGUGGACCUUUUGAAACAUCUACAUUGUAAAAAGUCUAAUAAAUCAAUUUAAUAUAGCCUACACCUUCACAAUAAAUCCAUGUAAUAUAGCCUACACCUUCACAAUAAAUCCAUGUAAUAUAGCCUACACCUUCACAAUAAAUCCAUGUAAUAUAGCCUACACCUUCACAAUAAAUCCAUGUAAUAUAGCCUACACCAUCACAAUAAAUCCAUGUAAUAUAGCCUACACCUUCACAAUAAAUCCAUUAUUUAUUUCAUACAGGUCUAAAAGAAACAAGAUAUAAAGAAAAUGUAGCCUAUUUCAGAAGAACAAAAUAGCAUAUUCGGAGUUGUCCUUACAGUAUGUUAGGUCCUGAUCUGGCUUGGCCAUAUGGCUGUGGGCAACACUAGUUCAUUUAGCACACAAUUGAGCAUAGCUGAAAUUAAAAAAAAUAUUCCCCAAAGAAUUUCAGAGGAAGUGUGCACUAUUCUGUGUUAACAGGUCCUCCCAUAUGCUUACUUUAGAUUUAUUUUUGCAACUUUAGUUGGGAUCUGAACGUAUGUUUUAGAUUUUGAAUACAUUCUAAGGCUGCAUGGUGCAACUCUAUAGUGAAUGAAAAGGCCUGCUUCUCUGCUCUGUUUCUUUAUGCAGGCUGCACACACUUCAUCAGUCUCUCAUUCACAAUCUGACAAGCACUUGAUCACGUUCUCAACCGUCAAGACUGUUCAUCAUUUCAUCUCGUCUUUACAUACGGCCUAUUAAUAUAUAAUGUGUAGAAUUAUUUUUCAAUUAAAACCGUAAUCCGUAGCAUCCAGUCGAUUAGCGAAUGAAGGUUACGACGCGUCCAUAAGGUUAGAGGAAGCUAAAAGUUAAUUGAAAUAAAUUGACAAAAUUGUACAGCCUAAUUAGUCUACUCCUGUCUAUGCAGAAAGGAAGGAAAUCCUUCCAAAUAGGCUACUGAAGUAUAGUUUGUCCUCAGAGGAUCAUUAACCUUCUUUAAAAUAUAAAUAAAUUGUAUAUAAAUUGCAUUGUAUUUAAAUUGCAUUGUCUACAGUCGGAAGGAAAGGCAGGAAAGUGCUCAAUUUGGGCAGAUUAUCGAUGAGUUGAGACUGUCUGAUAAGUAGAGAGGCCAAGCCAGACAUUUCACAAUAUUUUCAAAAUACAAUCGUGGGGAAAAUGUACACUACAUGAUCAAAAGUAUGUGGACAUGUGCUCAUUGAGCAUCUCAUUCCAAAACCAUGGACAUUAAUAUGGAGUUGGUCAUCCCCCCCCCCCCCCCCCCCCCCCCC